ACAAUGGCUGCAAAGAAAAUUCCCCAUUUCAUGAAGACGAUCAUGAACACGAAUGCUAGAGACAAAAGACUUAGGGUGCCAAAGACAUUUAUGGACAAACAUGGAGAGCAUCUAUCAGAUCAAAUACACCUUAAGCUUCCAGGUGGUUCGGAAAGUGAAAUAAAACUCAGAAGAUGUGCUGGUGAGUUUUGGUUUGAAAAGGGUUGGCCUGAGUUCUCUAAGUUUUGCUCUCUUGAUUUUGGUAGCUGCUUAGUGUUCCAAUAUGAAGGGAAAUCCAAAUUCCAUGUCUUGAUAUUUGAUGAAAGCGGCACAGAGAUUGAAUAUCCAAUAAUGCCCCAGAUUGAAGGAACCGAUGAAGAAGAAGAUGAUGAUAUGUCUAUAGAAGAAAUUUUGGAGAUUGAAGAUGAUGAAGAAGAUAAUGAUAAGUCUGUAGAGAGCUUAGAGAUUGAAACUGAUGAAAGUUCGGAGAUUUUACUAAUUGAUGAAGAUGAUGAUGAUGAUGUUAAGUCUGUUGAGAGUUCGGAGUUCUUUCCUCUGUCUCAAGAGAAAAACAGAAGAAAGCCACGCUCUUCAUCAAAGCCAUCAUCUUCUUCAUCUUCAUCUUCAUCUUUGAGGGCUACUGUUAAAGCUGCCAACAAGUUCGUCCCAAGCCACCCAUUCUUCAAAAUCACUUUGGGGCCAUCCCGUAAGGCGCAUGUUCCAGGUAGUUUUCGAAAGCAUUUCACUCCAGUGAAGAAUCAAACCGCGAGGCUUCUGGUCGGAGAUAGAUUGUGGCCUGUGACUUUGAUUUUUCAUCCUCAAAACUACCGAUUUAGUGCUGGCUGGGGAGCAUUUGAAAAGGCAAAUUGGUUAAAAGAAGGAGAUAUUUGCAUCUUUGAGCUUAUGGACAAAAAGAACCUUGCACUGGAAGUGAACAUUUUCAGAUGCUGAUUAUUAUUGGAUAUGUUAGUUGUAGGUUGUUUUAUGAACUCUGUGUGACUUGCUGGGCUCUCUAGGGAUCUUUGUUAGAACCAUUUGGUAGGCCUUCUAGGCCAGGUUGUUGUAUGGAGCUCUUUAUUUAUUUUAUAAAUUUGGUUCUUGAUUAAAUUUGU
Messenger RNA from Prunus mume (Japanese apricot), 1091 nucleotides. RefSeq names its product B3 domain-containing transcription factor VRN1-like. NCBI's taxonomy places the organism in Eukaryota, Viridiplantae, Streptophyta, Magnoliopsida, Rosales, Rosaceae. Gene Ontology annotation, molecular function: DNA binding. The record is from RefSeq and is a predicted model, not a curated record.